This is a messenger RNA of Polyodon spathula (Mississippi paddlefish), 2614 nucleotides long. RefSeq names its product EF-hand and coiled-coil domain-containing protein 1-like. The coding region runs from base 168 to 2063 and encodes 631 amino acids. NCBI's taxonomy places the organism in Eukaryota, Metazoa, Chordata, Actinopteri, Acipenseriformes, Polyodontidae. The transcript has 8 exons. The record is from RefSeq and is a predicted model, not a curated record.
CUAUCUUCACAUUUUGUUAUUUUUUUAUUUUAUUUGUUUUAUCAUUUUUAAACACUUGCAUUAAUGCCGCAUGGUUUAAAUUAGUUAAGUCGCGGUGGUAUAAUAGUUAUAUCAUGUAUUAACUGUUAAACUGCGAAUGCCAAAGUACUUUUACGCACCCAUAAAGAAUGACAUCUGUUCCAGUUAGCAGCUCUUCCGUGCGCCCAGCUCGCCGGAGCGAGUGGCUUUGCAGCGCCUUGGCACACCACUACAAACCGGACCCCGGCGUGGGUAAUGAGAUUGUAGUCCUAGCCACCGGAGUCGACCAGUACCUCCAGGAAAUAUUCCAUCACCUGGCCUUUUACAGCGGAGACGAUCUCAUCUCCGACGAGGACUUCAAACUAUUAUGCUCGGUUUUGGGGUUACUCGAGCACCUGGAAGUAGAGGAGGCGGGAGGGAAUGAGACGAGAGGGCUCUGCUCCGGGCUGCCCCGGGAGCUCGGCUUCAGGGAAUUUCACUCCAGGCUCUGUGGAUAUUUCUGCCUCCGCUCUGGGGGGUCUCAAGCUGAGACUCGCCUACCUCUUGCGGCGGAGACAGAACACGUAGAGCGAGAGAUUAGACUUCGCUGGCCGCGAGUGCGGCGGAGGAAGUGUGUCAGUUUUGACCUCUCCAAGGACCGACAGUCGGUCAAGAGGACAUGUCAGAAAUCUGGAUCGAUCUUGAAACUGGAUAAACUGCACUUCUGCUCCGACUCCGGCCAACAGGGGGCAGUACAGUGCCGCCUGGAGAUGGAGAAUGCCAGCCUGCUGGAACUGGUGGAGGAUCUGAGAUCAGCCCUGCAGGGGAGUGACGCCCGCUGCCUGGCCUUAGAAGUAGCAGUGCGGAGAGAAAAAGCUGCAGAGCCGCAUGGCACAAGCAAGCAGAAGCCAGUCGAGGUGCCAGCCUGCAGGGCGGCUCGUCACCACAAGGGAGAGUGCUGCCGGGGCACCAGGGCCCUCCUGAAAGAGCUGGAGCUGAUCAGAGCCUCGCGGGACGGACAGCUCGAGGAGGCCAUGAGGUUCAAUCAGAGGGUGGAGGAAGAGCUGAUGGCAGCCAAUCAGCAGAUCCAGCAGCUGGAGGAGGCGGCGUCUCGGCUGCAGUGGGAGAACGCGGAGAUCAAGAGGAAGGCUGAAGAUGCCAGGGCAGCUCUGGUCAACGGGCUUGAGAAAGUCAGGGAGAUCCAGGAGACUGCCAGGCUGGUGCCCUGCUUGCAAGAGAGGAUCCAGGAGCUGGAGGCUGAGCUGCAAAGCUACCGCUUCAGGGCUGAGACUCCGGACGAGCAGGUGACCUCCGCCGUGACCCUCGACCCCUGCAGCCCACCCCCCUCGCAUCGACGCUCCCCCACGGGCCGAGACGAGAGCUCCCUGAGAGCGGGGGAGGAGCAUCUCCAGCGGGCAGUGGAAGGCCGCGCUGCCUCGGACGAGGAGGAGGAGGAGAGAGGAAGCGAGGAAGGGCAGUGCUGUCUCCUGGAGGUCAAGAGGCUGCUGAACCAGCUCAGCUGCUGUGGGAGAGGCUGUCAAAGUAGUGCUGCACGCCAGCUGCUCAUCGCCCAGGCCAGUUUCCAUGGCAACGCAUCGGCCUGUGUCGCCAUGACAUCAGAGCUCAAGGGGUGGAGUCGGCGAUGCCACGCCCGUCUCGAGGAUCAGGGAAGGAGUUCGGAGAGCGAGUUGGAAAAGCUGCUGUGCUCGACAGGGAAGGACCUGCAGCUGCAGGAGGAGGAAGCGGAGAUGCUGCGGAUGGAGCUCCAGAUGGUUGAGACAGAGCGCGUGCGUCUCUCUCUGCUGGAGGAGAAGCUGGCUGAUGCACUGACACUGCUGCUGCAGCUGCGAGCGCAGAAUAUUUCUCGCAGGGCUCUGGGGAAGAUCCUUUUGGACACACUUGAUCUCUGUAGCAAAGCUGGCCAUGGUCCAUCCCACUCCCCUGUAGUGCUCGAUACCCUCUGUCAGCAGCUCCUAUCCUCUGAGCUACUGGCGGCAGAACCAGCCGGGCAGGCUGGACCCGAGCAGCCGUGCAGCACCACCAACUCCCUGAUCAUCUCCUGCUGAGACUGAGGAGAGAGAGUGGCUAUCAGCUGCAGUCCUGUGAGCCCAGAAUGGGAAUGGGAUGUGAAACAGAGGACUGAAGAUGCCAGUCUAGCACCUUCCCAGAUUCCAAGUGUUGUAUUAUUAGACAGAAACAAAUGAACUUCAGCAGAUACCAUUCUAUUUCACUGAUUAUAAACUGCUGUUCAAAACCACAGUUUAUUUGAAGUCGUAGGCGAUGUGAAGCUCUAAUUAGCUGUUUGUUUACUACAGUUCUUUAGCGGUAAAUAGCCUGUCUAUUAUGGUGUAUAUAUAGAAAUCUAUAAAUGCAAAAUGUCUCAAUUAUUUUUUAAAUGUACUAUAUUUGUAUCCAUUCUCUGUACAAAGUAUAUAUAUCGUGAGCGUUAAUUUUAUUUUUUUAUCUGAGGACAUACUGCCACCUACGUGUAAGUGGAUGUUACUACAGUGUAUCACUCUUCAUGUCCAAUUGUACAGAGAGGUAGCUGGAACCCUUGGGCUUGUCUAUUGUACUGAUAGCUGUUCCUGUUCAUUUCUGGUAUUUCAGAAAUUAAAAA